AUGUCCGCUUCAAAGCCAGGCCGAGGCAUGUUCGAGCAAGAUGAGAAUAUCAACGACCACCCUCCACAAGAAAAGUUUGUCCCCCAGCGAACCUUCGGCACCGCGGCCGAGCGCGCCCGGCGCAACAUCAACGCCAAAUUGUCGAACCCUUUGGCAGGCUAUAGCCAUACAGAGCUACGAAAACAAGGUCGUAACUUUGCCUUGAUUCAUGAAAUCGGCGAUCAAUCAGAUGUUCGUGCUUUCGAGCUGGGCGCGGUGUUGGCACAAAAUCCGGAGCGGUAUGAGAACGUGGCUGGACUAACAAGCCAGGAGAAAGAACUUCUACGGCGGGAGUUUGCAUAUAGAUGGUCCCAGCCACGGAAGAUGUAUGCAGUCAUUGCGCUGUGUUCGCUUUCUGCAGCUGUCCAGGGAAUGGACGAAACAGUGGUCAAUGGAGCACAGAUAUGGUAUAAAUAUCAGUUCGGAAUUGCCAGCACUGCGCCACGGGAUACCUGGCUCGUCGGCCUGAUCAAUUCAGCACCCUAUCUCUGCUGCGCUUUCAUCGGCUGCUGGUUGACCGUCCCCUUCAAUCACUGGUUUGGCCGUCGUGGGACGAUCUUUCUCACAUGCUGCUUUAGUGCCAUUGCCUGUCUCUGGCAAGGAUUUGUGUCCACGUGGUGGGCCAUGUUCAUCGCUCGUUUCGCUCUCGGGUUCGGUAUUGGUCCCAAAUCCGCCACAGUCCCGGUCUACGCUGCGGAAACCGCCCCCCUGCGAUCCGAGGUGCAUUGGUCAUGCAAUGGCAGAUUGCCUGACACUUCGAGUAUCGUCGGGCUCAAUUGGAGACUCAUGAUGGCAUCGGCCAUGUUUCCCGCUCUGGUGGUAUGCUGCUUUGUCUUUGCCUGUCCCGAGUCGCCUCGCUGGUAUAUGAGCCAGAAACAGUAUUACCAAGCGUAUCAAUCAAUCUGUACGUUGCGGCAUCAUAAGAUUCAGGCGGCGCGUGACCUGUACUACAUGCAUACCCUGCUAGAAGCCGAGAAUAGUAUGAAACUGGGGCAGAAUAAGCUUCUGGAGCUGGUAACGGUUCCCAGGAAUCGACGGGCCAUGUUUGCAUCGGAAAUAGUCAUGUUUAUGCAGCAGUUCUGCGGAGUCAAUGUUAUCGCAUACUAUUCUUCCGAGAUCUUUUUGGAAGCCAAUUUCGCUCCAGCUGCCGCUCUUGCUGCAUCUCUGGGUUGGGGGGUGAUAAAUUGGCUUUUCGCGAUUCCUGCCAUCUACACCAUCGACACAUUCGGUCGUCGGAAUCUUCUACUCACCACCUUCCCGCUCAUGGCCCUCGCGAUGUUUUUUACGGGGUUUAGCUUUUGGAUCCCCGAAUCGCAUCAUGCCGCCCGAAUCGGCUGCAUCGCGCUCGGCACCUACCUGUUUGGUAUCGUCUACUCCCCCGGAGAAGGACCUGUACCGUUCACGUAUUCUGCUGAGGCAUACCCGCUGUAUGUCCGAUCGUACGGGAUGGCCCUGGCCACUGCUACGACAUGGUUCUUCAACUUUGUGCUUGGGGUGACGUGGCCAUCGCUACGAAAUGCCUUCACUGCACAGGGUGGAUUCUCAUGGUAUGCUGGAUGGUGCAUUGUCGGGUGGUGGCUCGUCCUACUCUUCAUGCCGGAGACAAAGAACAAGACUCUGGAGGAAUUGGACCAGGUCUUUUCAGUGCCCACACGAUUCCAUGCCCGGUAUGGACUGCGGCAAAUCCCGUAUUUCUUUCAGCGAUAUCUACUGCGUCGGGAUGUCCGGCCAGAGAUCUUGUAUGAGCGAGAGGACACUACGUCCAUGGAGGAUGUGGAAGAUAAUGCGUGA
Penicillium macrosclerotiorum is the source of this 1830-nucleotide messenger RNA. RefSeq lists its product as uncharacterized. Gene Ontology annotation, cellular component: membrane. The transcript has 5 exons. Gene Ontology annotation, biological process: transmembrane transport. The record is from RefSeq and is a predicted model, not a curated record. The coding region runs from base 1 to 1830 and encodes 609 amino acids. Gene Ontology annotation, molecular function: myo-inositol:proton symporter activity. Lineage: Eukaryota; Fungi; Ascomycota; Eurotiomycetes; Eurotiales; Aspergillaceae.